CCCCCGGGUACAGCACCCCAACUCCCGCAGGAGCGGGACUGCGUGCGGCGCAGAGCUUCCCGGAGCCCGGCCAAGGUGGCUGUCCAGCCCCGGUAGCCCCGGCCCCGCUGCCCGUGACCCCAGAUGCCCAUCCAGCCGGCAAGCAAGGACGCAGAAGAGAUGGAAGCAGAGGGCGACUCCGCGGCCGAGCUGAACGGUGAGGAGGAGAGUGAGGAGGAGCGGAGUGGCAGCCAGACCGAGUCGGAGGAGGAGAGCUCAGAGAUGGAUGACGAGGACUACGAGCGGCGGCGCAGCGAGUGUGUGAAUGAGAUGCUGGACCUGGAGAAGCAGUUCUCGGAGCUGAAGGAGAAGUUGUUCAGGGAGCGGCUGAGUCAGCUGCGGCUGCGGCUGGAGGAAGUGGGGGCCGAGAGGGCCCCCGAGUACAUGGAGCCUCUCGGGGGGCUGCAGCAGAGCCUCAAGGUCCGCAUUCAGGUGGCAGGCAUCUACAAGGGCUUCUGUCUGGACGUGAUCAGGAACAAGUAUGAGUGUGAGCUACAGGGUGCCAAGCAGCACCUGGAGAGUGAGAAGCUCCUGCUGUACGACUCGCUGCGGGGCGAGCUGCAGGAGCGGAUCCAGAGGCUGGAAGAGGACCGCCGGAGCCUGGACCUCAGCUCUGAGUGGUGGGACGACAAACUCAGCGCCAGAGGUGGCACCAAGACCUGGGACUCGCUGCCCCCCAGCAAGAGGAAGAAGGCACCUCUGGUUUCCGGCCCUUACAUUGUAUACAUGCUGCAGGAGGUGGACAUCCUGGAGGACUGGACGGCCAUCAAGAAGGCGCGGGCAGCCGUGUCCCCUCAGAAGAGGAAAGCAGAUGGCCCCCAAGCUGACCUGGGCCGGCCAAUACCAUCACCUCCAUCCCUGGCCAGCUCCUUCCCGGAGAUCUGCCUCCUCAGUGCCCCCUCCCCACGAAGAGGGACCUUGACCUAAGCCAAAGCAACGUGAUCUUCCUGCUGACCCUGGCCCCUGGCUGUCCAGCUGCAGGAUGCCCCUGCAGGCAGAGCCAGAAUGAGUUUUUGUUGUUGUUUUAGGGAGGGUGUGGGGCUUAUGCACCAGGCUAGAGCUGGAGGUGCGAUGCCAGGCCCCGCAGUUUCUCAGGUGAUUCUUAGCACCUGCUGUCCACUCGCCAGGACUAGAAAUAAAAACCUUCCCUAGG
Molecule: messenger RNA, 1192 nt
Organism: Ochotona princeps (American pika)
Lineage: Eukaryota; Metazoa; Chordata; Mammalia; Lagomorpha; Ochotonidae
Gene: BRMS1
Product: BRMS1 transcriptional repressor and anoikis regulator
Exons: 10
Coding region: 124-966 (280 amino acids)
Biological process (GO): negative regulation of transcription by RNA polymerase II
Cellular component (GO): Sin3-type complex
Molecular function (GO): histone deacetylase binding
Source: RefSeq, a predicted model, not a curated record